AACUUGCGCUUCCUUCGUUGGCAGCAACUUCCGCCACAGUAGAUCUACUUCCGUGCACUUUUUGUUUGAGUCAUCGAAUGCGCUCCACUAAUUAAUUCUUCCCGAAUUAGUAGUAACGGAUUGAAACCUCCACAUCGUUCGUCCAUCACUACUUCAAAAGACUAAAUGUUGGUCUAUAACAAUAUUUAAUUUGGAUGAAGUCAUUAAUGCUCUUAAGAUGAAGGAGACGACAGGAAAUGUUCGCUUAAUGAGGUGUUCCGGUCAAAGUAACCCGAUGGUGUGCGUCUCAUUUGUCUUCUGCGAAAAGUGCGAGUUACCUCGAUAUUCGUGCCCUUAAAAUUAUACAACCAACACCAAACUAUCAUUUAAAUCUUAAAUCUCUGUCUGGAUAAACUCGUCUUGGUGGUGCAAGUUGACGCUUAGCAAGCUUGAACCCCGUUAGCUUCACUCGCUAGCCGCUAACGAAGCGACGCGUUUGUUCGCAACACAUCGCAAAGUGUUGUGACUAUCGCGUGAAAAUGUGUGCAAGGACGACAGCAAAGUACAAGAAGGAACUUUUUGAAAUGAAUGAAGAGAACGAGCGACAAUGUCAACUGCUGGACGCUGUUCGCAAGCAGCCUCGUGUUGUAUUAUACAGAGCAGACAUCAGUGGGGAUCUUUGUCCUGAGCAGCAGGAGCCAGAGGCCCCUCACAUUAAAGAGGAGGUGGAGAAUAAAGAGGGCCCCCAUAUCAAAGAGGCAGAUAAAUUGGAGUCCGUUUCCAUUAAAAAAGAGGAGGAAGACGAGCGCCCUCACAUCAAACAGGAAGAGGAGGAGGAGGAUAUCACCAAGUUUCCAUUGACUAGUCUCCCUUUGAAGAGUGAAGAUGAAGGUCAAAGUGUGGAGAGCAGAGGGGCGGAGCCUCCAAGCAGCAGCUCAAGUCAACACUUGACAACAGAAGGUGAUGGAGAACACUAUGGAGGCUCACAAGCAGACGGGCUCUUAGCUCCAUUAUCAGAUAGUGACAACGCAACGUCACACUCUCCUCACAUAAAUGAUGAUAAUAAACAGUCUGAAGGUGAUAUGCCAUGUCACACUGACAACAAACAAUGGAGAUGUUCUCAGUGUGGGAAAACGUUUUCUGAUAAGGGCAAUUUGAAACGACACAUGAGAACACACACUGGUGAAAAAUCUUUUUCCUGCUCAGAUUGUGGCCAAAGAUUCUCUAAAAAGGAACACUUAAAAAUACACACAAGAAGGCACACUGGUGGGAAACUUUUUUCCUGCUCAGACUGUGGUUAUAUAUUCUCUUCUAAGGGACAUUUAAAAAUACACACAAGAACCCACACUGGUGGGAAACCUUUUUCCUGUUCAGUUUGCAGUAAAAGAUUCAUUCAGAAGGGAAAUUUAAAAAGACACACAAGAACCCACACUGGAGAGAAACCUUUUUCCUGCUCAGUUUGCGGUAAAAGAUUCAUUCAGAAGGGAAAUUUAAAAAGACACACAAGAACCCACACUGGAGAGCAACCUUUUUCCUGCUCAGUUUGUGGUCAAACAUACACUGAUCAGGGACAAUUAAAAAUGCACACAGGAACCCACACUGGACAUAAAUCUUUUUCCUGCUCGGUUUGUGGUCAAAGAUUCUCUGAUCAGGGACAGUUAAAACUGCACACAAGAACCCACACUGGUGAGAAACCUUUUUCCUGCUCAGUUUGUAGUAAAACAUUUAUUCAGAAGGGAUAUUUAAAAAUACACACAAGAACCCACACUGGCGAGAAACCGUUUUCCUGCUCAGUUUGCAGUAAAAGAUUUGCUGAUAAGCAAUGUUUAAAAAAACACACAAGAACUCACAAUGGCGAGAAACCUUUUUCCUGCCCAGUUUGCAGUAAAACAUUUACUCGUAAGGGAACCUUAAAAUUACACACAAGAAUCCACACUGGUGAGAAACCUUUUUCCUGCUCAGUUUGCAGUAAAAGAUUUACUAUGAAGGGAAAUUUAAAAAUACACACAAGAACGCACACUGGAGAGGAACCAUUUUUGUGCUUAGAUUGUGGCCAAAGAUUCUCUGAGAAGGGAGACUUAAAAAUACACACAAGAAUGCACACCGGAGGGAAACCUUAUUCCUGCUCAGACUGGGAUGAAAUAUUCUAAUAUAAGGGACAAUUAAAAAUGCACACAAGAGCGCAAACUGGUGAGAAAAAUUGUGUCCAAAGAUUCUCUCCAAAGGGAAACUUAAAAAUACACACAAGAAUACACAUCGGAGAGAAACCUUUUUCCUGCUCAGUUUGUGGUCAACGAUUCCCUCGUAAGGUUCGGGAUAAGACACAUAAGUGUGCUGAUGAGAAUAGCAGGGAUCAAGACGCUUUCCUGAAAAUGUAAAUGUUGAACAUCAAAAGUAAUUACUCUGUUACUGACUUAUAAAAAUCUACAUUCCUGUA
Messenger RNA from Phyllopteryx taeniolatus (common seadragon), 2416 nucleotides. Its product is annotated as gastrula zinc finger protein XlCGF57.1-like. Gene Ontology annotation, cellular component: nucleus. The transcript has 2 exons. Bases 519 to 2129 code for a protein of 536 amino acids. Lineage: Eukaryota; Metazoa; Chordata; Actinopteri; Syngnathiformes; Syngnathidae. The record is from RefSeq and is a predicted model, not a curated record.